This is a messenger RNA of Pestalotiopsis fici W106-1, 1725 nucleotides long. RefSeq lists its product as uncharacterized. Gene Ontology annotation, molecular function: ferric-chelate reductase activity. Gene Ontology annotation, cellular component: plasma membrane. The transcript has 4 exons. Lineage: Eukaryota; Fungi; Ascomycota; Sordariomycetes; Amphisphaeriales; Sporocadaceae. The coding region runs from base 1 to 1725 and encodes 574 amino acids. Gene Ontology annotation, biological process: copper ion import; intracellular iron ion homeostasis; iron ion transport. The record is from RefSeq and is a predicted model, not a curated record.
AUGCCAUCCACCCUUGGAUUUCGACUGACCUUCGAGGUUCCGCACUGGUACGCCAUUGUGUCUGGAACCAUAAUCAUCCUACUGUUAUUCUCUCGGUCUCGCCGACGACUAUCACUCCGGUUCGCUCCAUGGAUCAAUCGGCAUGUCUUCAUGCCAUUGUCUUUGUGGCAUUUGACGAGACUGCAAGUUGCGCAGGCUUCAGCAUAUCUCGUCCUGAAUGUGCUGACCCUCAGCGUAUUCAUCCGAUCUGCGGCUGAGGUCGGACAGAGAGCUGCUGUUCUGUGCACUUUCAACAUGAUCCCACUCUUCACUACAGGUCGCGUUCUCGCUACAAUCCUCAAUAUCUCUAUUUGGACGUACGACCUCUGGCACAACGCGAUCGGCCUCGUCGUCGUCGUGCAAGGUCUCAUUCAUGGAGGUAUAAGCAUAUCGACUAGAUCAGUACAGCUGCGUUCGUACACUGUCACUGGAUGGGUGGUGUCCUUGACGAUCCUCCUCCUUCUGUUCACAUCUGUCCCGAUCGUUCGACGCCGCCUGAAAGGAUUGUUCGGUCUUCUACACGGCAUGCUAGCAACGGCUAGUCUAGCCACACUGGCCAUCCAUGUUCUGCCCUUAGGUCUGGGCACUUCUACUGUUCAGAUCUUCGUCGCCGGUGCAUUGCUUCUCGUUGGCAUGUGCUGGAGGUUGCUCCUUCUUUUGAGGCGGGGCAGGGCCACCAAGAUCGAAACGAUAGGCGCCAGCCAGGAUAUGAGUUGUGUCAAAGUGACGCUUCGAGACGCAAUUCGGCCAUAUCCUGGUAUGUACUUCCACCUCUACCUUUCAGGAACACCGCUGCGCAAUAGAUUGGCCGGAACACCAACGCCAGCCUUCUUCUGGAGCGAAGGGACGGCCGCGAAGGACAUCCAUUUCCUGGUCAGAGAUCCCUCUACCAAGCCCUUGAGCAUGCGUCUGGAAGGCCCCUACGGCAAUAAUCUACAUCUAGAGGAGUACGAUUCGGUUCUGUUGUUCGCGGAGAGCACUGGCGUGUCUAGCAUCAUGCCCUAUGCAUUGCACCUGCUACAUCGCCGAAGACAUGACCAGCGAGAAAAGGAACGACUCCAGGGACCUCUGCGAGGCGGCUCACAGACAAACCUGGCUCGCACGAUUGGGAAACUGUCGGACGUCAUCUUCUACGGCGACAAGACCAGGCGCGUUGAGUUCAUCUUGGCCUUGCGGACGAACGACGAUAUCUAUUGGUGCAGAGAGCAGCUAAGUGAGCUUAUGAAUCUCGGCUCCAGUCAACAGCGUCUGAUUUGCGGGAGAAUCUUCACAUUUCAAGGCGACGACUUAGGCAUGUCUAUCCCUCAUAGUCUUCAGGACAGAUGGAAAAUACAUACCAUCGGACGGAUGCAGCUGGAGCAGUCCUUCAAGGUGUAUUUAGAUGCUUGCGCCUUCUCACCAGGGAGCAAAGUCACGGUUGUCUCCGGCUCACCGGCCUUUGCCAAUACGGUCCGCCAACUAGUACUCAACUCCUCCUACACGCGUAUGGAUUUCAAAGAGACUGAUUUCUCUCCCGAUGUUGCACAUCACAGCGUGAGAUCAGUGAACCUCGCCCGAGGCGCCCAAGACCCUCGCCGAACCUCUCGCGUACGUUUGCGAAAUACGCCUAGAAUAGCCCUCUCCGACAUCAAGGUUGUUCACACCAAGCCACUUGAUGGUCAAACUGCACAUAUAUACAACGCUUGA